Molecule: messenger RNA, 1647 nt
Organism: Ramularia collo-cygni
Lineage: Eukaryota; Fungi; Ascomycota; Dothideomycetes; Mycosphaerellales; Mycosphaerellaceae
Product: probable maltose permease
Exons: 6
Coding region: 1-1647 (548 amino acids)
Biological process (GO): carbohydrate transport; transmembrane transport
Cellular component (GO): membrane
Molecular function (GO): carbohydrate:proton symporter activity
Source: RefSeq, a predicted model, not a curated record
AUGUCAACCGCAACAUCCAGCAGUCUCUUGGACUCGGGAGAUAAUAUCCAAAUUGGCGAACAAGACGAGACGCGACCUUUACUACCCCAUUCGUCGAAAUUAAACGCCAUGGACAAUAAUAGCGUGCUCAAAGGCGAUACUGCUAUUGUGGGAUGCAUUGCUGGGGAAGAGGCGCGGGAAGCUACUGAGCAUGAACAUCAUCUCGGUUUGCUUGAAGCUGUUAAGCUUUAUCCCACGGCGGUUGGGUGGAGCGUCUUCUUCAGUCUGGGCAUUAUUAUGACUGCUUUUGAUCCUCAGCUUCUUGGUAAUUUAUAUGCCACGCCGGCUUUCCAGCGAGAUUUCGGAUAUCUUUAUAAUGGAAAAUAUAUCAUCAGCGCACCAUGGCAGACGGGUCUGAGUAUGGGUAACCCGAUCGGUCAAGUCGUAGGCGCAUUCUUCGCCUCCUAUCCAAUGGAACGAUAUGGACGAAAAAAGACAUUUGGAGUGCGGUCUGGUAUUGGGAACAUAUGCCACGAUUGCUCCGACCUAUGCUUCGGAAGGUAUGGAAGUGGAACCUCCCCCAAAAAAUAUCACCCUUCCAAGAGAUCUCAGCUAAAAUUCGGGAAAAACACAGUCUGCCCAGUAGCCCUGCGCGGCAUCCUAACAUCCUACAUAAACCUCUGCUUCGUCAUGGGCCAAUUACUCGCCAACGGCGUCAUAGCCGGCACCAGCACCCUCACCAGCCACUGGGCCUACAGCGCACCCUUCGCAACCCAAUGGAUCUGGCCCCUAAUAAUCCUCCUCGCAUAUCCCUUCGCGCCCGAAAGUCCCUGGUGGCUAGUCCGUAAAGGCCACCUACGCGAAGCAGAAGAAUCCCUCCGUCGUCUCGCUUCCUCGCACAUUGACGUCAAACCUACCCUGGCGAUGAUCAUUGAGACGGAUCGUUUGGAAGUGGAAUUGGAAGCUGGAUCUACCUAUCUCGAUUGUUUCAAAUCAUUCAAUCUCCGAAGAACCGAAAUCGCCAUCGGAGUGUAUAGUAUUCAAGUUUUCAGCGGCGUCUAUCUCGUCGGUUACGCCACCUAUUUCUUCGAACUAGCUGGUCUCCCUCCAACAAAAGCUUUCGGAAUGUCUCUAGGUUUCCUCGGGUUAGGUUUUCUCGGGACGGUAUYUUCCUGGUUUCUUCUCACUCGUUAUGGCAGACGAGCAAUCUACAACACGGGGCUCGGGAUGCUCGUUAUUAUAAUGCUGCUUAUUGGCAUCCUGGAUGUUCUUCCUAAUUAUGACUCCAACAGCGGUGUGCGAUGGACGCAAUCCACUUUGAUGCUCGUGUGGAAUUUCUGCUAUGAUUUCUCCGUCGGGCCCGUGUGUUUCGUUAUUCUUUGUGAAGUUUCCGCGACCAAAGUUCGGAGUAAGACGAUUGCUUUGGCGACUGCUGUGCAAGCGUUAUUAGCUAUUGCCAUGACAGUUGCGAUACCGUAUAUGAUCAAUCCAGACGAAGCCAAUCUCAGGGGCAAGAUUGGCUUCUUCUUCGGAGGAUUGUCUGCUCUUGGUCUCACAUGGGCGUGGUUGAGAGUGCCCGAAACGCAAGGACGGACAUUCGAGGAGCUGGACAUUCUCUUCUCUCGAAACCUGAAGACGAGGGACUUUAAGCGAGCCCAUGUGGAUUAA